GUCAGUCGUUAUGUACUAUGCCACUUUUUAUGUCCGUUAAUGAGUUGUCAAAAUUACUUAACUCUGUUCUAGGGCUGCGACUACUUUGCUAAACUUUUCGCCAUUUAGUGCAAAGAGAACGAAAUGCCUGUUACUGUCUAAGGAGCCACUUUGUAUCCCUCACUAAGGAGGGGGGCUCUACCUUUUUUUGCUGCAUCCCCCGAAAAAACGGAACGCUCCUUUGCUGUGCAAAAGUUGUCUGGAUGAGUGGGUUUUAAGAUAAAGGCACAAGGAAAGUAUUAACAACUUUCACCCCCGCCCCCACCAAGGGGUAGAGAAAACAAAUCUGUGUCUCCGUGUUUCUUUCCCAUAUCUACGGGGGCUGUAGCCUCGCUAUGCGGGGCGGUUAGUGACAGCAGCCUAGUUCGAUAUCAUGUCUACUGUUUAUGUGUAGGUGCGGCGGUCGUUGCCAUGACAGCAUAUAGUUAGGAAACUUAGGUUGCCUUCAGUUAUUUGUAUUUUCAAAAGACUCGUAGUCGAUUUCACUGGUAUCAAAGCAAAGAGGGUGUGUGUUCUGCGCGAGGAGUACUGCAGUGCUGGUUAUGUCUCGUGGAAUGCCGCAGAAUGCUGGUCCGACAUAGAAUGUUUGAAAAAGUAUUCUCUGUUGGUCUUCGGUUCUUCCGCUCAGGCAAGCAAUCAGUUCCGACUCAAUACUGCGUUGCUAGGAAAACGGCAGUGGUGAAGUAGCUCUUUUGUCUUGUGGAAACGGUGACUCUGCGUCAUGGCAGUUUUAAAGGAAAAUUAUCUUGUGUGAUUGAAUGCAAUUUAUUUACAUACAAUGGGGACUUCUGAAACUGCCAUGUCCGCCUAUUAUGAGGAAGAAGAGGAGGAAGAGGACGAGUUCUGUGAAUUUGAGCCUCUCCCUGCACUGUUAGAAGAUGAGGAGAACGUCUCCCUGGCGGACGUCCUCUCCUUGCGGGACAGCUGUCUGUCGGAGCCGGAGGUGUGGGCUGUGUGUCUGGAGUGUGUCCUGGCUCUGCAGAGCAUCGACCACUCGCCCCUGUUCCACAUGCUCUGUAUCACCCCCGACACCCUGGCCUUCAACGCUCACGGCAACGUCUGCUUCAUGGAGCAGCUUAGUGAUGACCCAGAGGGCUCCUUCAUGCCUCCAGAGUUCGACAGGACGGGAAACACCUUUGAAGGGCACAUCUACUCUCUUGGCUCCACCCUGGCGGCUGCUCUGGACUUCGUUAUCGAGCCUGAGCUGGAGCCGGAUCUGGGCCUCGAGGUCAGGCGCCUGCUGGACCAGAUGCAGCAGAAGAACCCAUUGGACAGGCCCAGUGUCCAGGAUAUCGCCACUCUGGCGGCGGGGCACCUGGAGCGCAGCUCCUCUAUGAGCGUCUGCAGGAAGCUGUCGGCCAUCGGGAGGCGAGUCCUGUCAAUCGAAUCUCUCGGAGCUUUUCAUGAUGACCUGCCGGAUUCCUGGGCAGCCCGUGAGCGAGGCCAGAUGGUCAGAUGGGCGGCGGUCAACGGGCUGCGCGACCCGGAGGACUCGGGUCCCGCGGCGGGGAAACGCGCGCCGCGCAGCAGGGACGCCUCGCCCUGUACGGACGCAGCGGCGGGCGGGGCAGAGGAACCGUCCCGUAGGGAGGCGGCCCCGUGUGAGCCGUGCCUGAACAGCAGAUCGCAGGACAGCUCUCCGGUCCGGAGGGCGCUGGGGCGGGCGGGGCGAACCAGGGGGGCUCUCGACCGCUCCAGCUCCGUGCCCGACUCCAACAACCCGCCCACCCCCCCGCCCCUCCACGUCUGCAUGAACGCCCCCCUGGCCGACCUCACGGAGAUCGGCGCCGAGGAGAGCUCCGUCGAUGGGGUCGCACGAAACGGUGGCCUUCACAACGGCGUCCGCAACCUGGCCGCUCGCCACCGCGACCCAGAUACGGGCGUGUGCUUGGCGAGUGGAGAGCAUGCUGGGACAUGGCAGGUCUCGCCGUCUUCUCUUUUGGGCCACUGCGAGCUGGGGCCUGAGGUGUCUGCUCGAGACGGGGUCACAAAUCACAAGGACUGCCCCGUCUCCCAGGGCGACGAGACCCCCAGGAGCAACGGCGUGCGCCGUCCCAGCAAUCACAUGACCAAAAGCAUGUUGUGCCUCAACGAGGAGACUCAGGACGAAUGGAUCUCGCUGAGGGAGCUGCUGUCUCAUUACUGCCGUCCGUUGUCGGUGAACGAGCUGUGGGCCCUCUGCUACACCUGCCUCUCCACCUUGCAGACCUACAUCGACUUCCCAGCAUACUUGUGCCUGGACUCUCUCUACAUUGGCUGUGAAGGAGAGGUUCUGUUCCUCAGCCCCAAGAACACAGGACCCUGUGAUCCAUUUUACUUGGCACCAGAAUAUCAGGAACAUGGAAUUGUAACAGAAAAGGCCUGCAUUUAUGGAGUAGCAGCCAUCCUUUGGGCCACUGCCAAGUUCGGCCUUUCGCCCAAUCAGAAGCUGGCAAUGCCACGGAAACUGAAACGGUUGCUAUUGGAAAUGGCUAAGAGGAUUCCCAUAGAGCGACCUUCCAUCAUCGUGGCUAAAAAGUGUUGCCGGGAUUACCUGAGCCACCAAGGGGUCAGCGCUGAGGUCGUGUGGGCAAAGCUGAUCCACAGAGCUCGCCAGGCCCACCACAGAGACUGUGAUACUGAAAAUUGUUUAGACAAUAUGAAGAUGGAGGAGGAGUCUUCCCAAAUUAAACUUGGGUUUGUUCCGUGUGCAGGGGAGAACGGGCUGUCUCCUGUCCAGGGCCCUGUCCCCCAUCGUUACCAUGACUCCCACCUGCCCGAAGCCUUCACCUCCCCCGCGACCCACUUCACCCCCAUCAUCCUGACCCGGGACGGGGCCACGGAAGGCGAGGGUGGGGCCUGGGACUCCGUGGAGGAAGGGUCUUGGUGUGAGAAGGAAAGCCCUGGAGGUGAACAGGAGGUCCUUCUGAACGUUGACGACUCACUGGUGAAGGGGGCGAAGACAAGGGAGGAUGAACCGCAACACACGAUCACCCAGGGGACCGGGGCAUCAUGGGACUGUUCCUCUACAUCCUCCAGUGGUGAAACGCUGGUCAACUCCCUUUCCCCGCCCUCCACCGCCCACAUACACACUAACCAAGAGACUUCCAGUCCUCCUCUCCAGUCUGGCCCUACCUCUUCCUGCCCAUCCUCCAAUCAGCACACAGGGAGCUUUGGCAGCUUCCUGCUGAGGCAGGAUCCCAGGACAGGCCUGCUGACCUUGUUUCCGGUGCAGAUCUCUGUCCCGGCGCCGAUACCAGGCCUGGACCUGGGCCUGGGCCUGGGCCUGGACAUGGGCCUUGCUUCCCCAUUCUCCACCUCGCUGCCCGGGCAGGAGCGGCAGGCCGCGGGGCAGAACGGGUCCCUCCGGACUGCCGCGGUGCCCACCAGCCCCGGGGGGCAUGUGAACCGGGCACCGCCAGCUCCCUCCCCCCUGCCUGGAGGCUCCCGCGGGAACCAGGGCCCGGCCCAGGCAGGACAUUCGGGGACAGAGGGAGGGACGGAGAAAGGCACGGAGGCAGGGAAGGAGGGGGGGACGCCCAGAGCUUCCUCUCAAGCUCCACUGGCGCAGAGUCCCAGGAUGCACCCCUGUCUGCAGGCAGUCAUCAUCCUGGUCAGGGAGGAGUUUGCCUUUCAGGGCUACCUGGAGAACGGGGUGGAGGACCGUGCGAUGGGGGAGUAUAUUUUCUCUCUGAGGAACCUCCAGUAUGAAACAUUUUGCAGCGCCGUGUCUGAAAAGUACCCCGAUCUGUACUGGGAUGAGAAGCUACUGGACGCACUUCACCAUGUGAUCAACAAAGCAGAGACCACACUAUCCCCCAGAGACCCCUCAUGCAUGCAGUCCUCUAGCACACGGCCACCAUCAAACGGCCAGCAAAGGGCAGCCAGAUCGGCAGGCAGAGAGCGGAGACCGCGCGGAGACGUGGGGGCUCGGAGCAGGGACGAGCUGGAGCCCGGUCUACCCGAGCCCAAAGGGGGAGGCGAGGCCCCACCGGGCCCUCUGUACCCCAGGGCCGAGGACGGGCCGCUGGGCCCAGGCACGCAGGUGUGCGGGAGCACCGAGGGGCCGCCCGCACCAGCACCAAAGAUUACCUGUCCGUCAGAGGCGCAGAACACAGACGCACCAGAGGAGCCUCGACUGCACGGGCGUCCCGACACUUCCCCAGAACCCAUUCCAAAGGAAAUGACGGAAGGUGGAUGCCUAAAAAUGGACUUUGUUGAACGUCCUGCAGAGGGCGCUGUGGAGGCCUCUCACACUGAGUCGCCUUUGCACGCGGGGGUGGGUGAGAGGUGUCUCGGGAGGGGCCAGCUCAGCCUAGAUUAUUCGGAGGACAUAGAGGAUACGGACUCACUCGCAUCUAUGGGAGGGCUGCAGGAGGAAGGCCGCCCCCUGGGGGCUGAAGGAUGCCGCUGCGUCCAGGACUGGGCUCUGUCCUUUUAUGGGGAGGAGUACUUCAAGGAGGACGUGCUGAGGUACGUCAAGAAGCUGGGCCAAGGAAGCAAGUCGCCGUGCCUGGAAGCCAAACUGCAGGAGCUUCACCAGCAACUUAUGAUUGAGACCAGAAAUCUGAAAAAAACAAGAAACUUCUACAAUAAAUUACUGCACCAAGAGAGGAGAAAUAAAGGAUCAGAUGCUAAAAUCAUGAUAUUGAAAAUAAAGGUCCAGCUGGAGGAAAUGAAGACUAAAGUGGAUUUUUUGGACUCUGUAAGAAAAUAUCUGGAGGUUUUGUGUAUGGACCAGUGGGGUCUGGAGGUGGCCCUCCUGCGCUCUCUGGCAGUCUCCGGCACUACCCCUCUAGAGCUCCACCCUUCUGAAGACCCCUCAAUCCUCACCUUCCAGCCCGGGACGGGAAGAGGGCGGGGCAGCCCCGGCGGUACCGCCUCCCUUCAGGCCGGAACACCUCUGGGUCUCAUGUCCUACCUGUACGCCAGAAAUGCACCCCUUGAGGGCUACAUCCAACAGUUCUUGUAUACCUAUCGUUACUUCUGCACUCCUGAAGAUUUCCUACGGUUUCUGAAGGACAGAUUCAUCAGCGUGGCAGGGGACAGCCAGGCGCCCUCUGCUGAGCGAUCGAAGGUACUCCACCGAACCCUGGACCUGCUGCAGGCCUGGCUGGAGAACAGCCGUCAGGUGGACUUCCCCCCCAAGUCCAGCCUCUAUCAGACCCUGGAGGAGUUCCUGAUAUCACAGGUAAUUCCAGUUGAGGGGAGGGGGGAGGCAUUACUGACUCUGCUCCAGAGCCCCCCCAGAAAGAGGAGGAGCCACAUGGUUUCCAGAUGUUGCGGGAGCCCAAUCAGCAUUCAGGAAGAGGAUGACACUCAAACAGUGCAUUCAAUAGAAGAUUCUGGUAGAAAGAGUUUCCCGUGGAGGAUCUCCAGGGUGGUGGAGCCACAGUCAGCGCAGCCCAAGGAGAAGCCAUUCUGCAUCGCGGCGGCUCUGCCUCGGCCGUGCUACUCCUCUCUGCUGGAUGAGCUGAGCGGCCCCUCCCUCAGAACCGAAGACCGCUACCCCUUCUACCAGAGCGAGCACAGAGCCCAGCACGCUGCUAACCAGCUCACCCUGCUCCAACAGGAAAUAUUUCAAGGCUGCCAUCCGGUGCACUUCCUGAACUCUCGAGCGCAAGGCGUCAGGGACAAGGCAGCGAGCAAAAGCCUGUCACCUGACCUCCCACCAAUAGAGGGCAGCAGCCUCUUUGCCUCUGACACAAUGCUGCAGGACCGAUACCUCCCACAGAUGCUGAAGCAUGCUGACAAUGUGGCCACCUGGGUUUCAGCCGAAAUCGUCAUAUGUGACUCUUUGAAGACGCAGGCUAGCUUGCUCACUAAAUUUCUGUUGAUGGCCAAGUGUUGCUAUGAGUCGAGAGAUUUUGCCUCAGCCAUACAGAUCCUUGGAGGCCUGGAGAAUGUGAUUGUCAAGCAGUUACCGGCUUGGAGACACCUCUCUGCUAAAGCAUGGCAGAUCCUGGAAGAGCUGAGGACAGUGCAGGUGUUCCUGAAGAGUGAUAACCUGUGCCUGAUGGAGGGCGAGCGCUUUAAGAGGAAGCCCACCAUCCCGGCCGCUCACAUUCUGGCCAUGCACAUCCAGCAGCUGGAGAUCGGGGCCUUCACGCUCGCCAAUGGCGCCUACAAGUGGCCAAAACUGAGGAACAUAGCCAAGGUGGUGAGCCAGGUGCAUGCCUUCCAGGAGAACGUGUUCCCUCACGCCCCUGACCUGGAGCUCCAGGCGUACCUGCGCCAUCGCAUCGCCCUCCUCAGUCACAGCGACAUCGCCCUGCUGGCCGCCGAGAACGACGCCAACUUCCACCAGAUGCCCGCCGAGCGCCACUCCAAGAGGAUCCAGGACACCCUGCGCCGCGUGAAGGCAACCUUUCAGUGACCCGCCCCCGGGGUCCGGCCGCCACACUGACAAGGGGUACGGGGCAAAGGGUACGGAACGCGCCCGCAGAGGGGGCGCGACAGAAUGCUGUUCUCUUCAUUCGCAUCUAACAGCUGGCCUUAACGUCUGUCUCCUCACUCUCAGCUUUGACGCCCUGCGUGGAAACCACCCCAGGGGUUACAGGACGGCGCGGAGACCGCUCCUUCCCUCAGCCUGUAGUAUCAGUGAGAGCUGUAGUCAUAUCAGUAGUGCUGUGUACAGAGAACUGGACUCAGCCUGUUUACGGCAGAUACAGCCCUUCUGCAUGCGUUCUCAGCCUGGGGUCGUAAGGUCAACCAUCUCUGAUUAAUGCUAGCAAAGGCAAACCAAAGGCUCUUCAUUGUUUCAGUGCUGCUUAAAGCAGUCGAUGAUGGAAUACUGACAUAAUGCUGAUCUUUCUGUUAGCUUGUCUGAGACAGAACAUGUUCCCUUUUCUGUAAAAUCAUCAUUCUUUGAUUGCUUAAGGCAAACCUGAUUGAAUCACAGAAUUUUGUGUGUGCGUGCGUGUGCGUACGUGUAUGUGCGGGGUGAGGAAGCUCUUUAUAAGGCAUACGCGCAAUCUCAAAUAUCUAUCUUACAAUUUUACGACAAAUUUGAAAGCUACCUUAUAUUGAAAUGUCUGAUAUGAUGGUAAAUCCAUGAACUUAUAACCACUGAAGGUAGGGGGUGCAUUUCUGCAUAUUCCCACAAGUUCCUGCUUUACUUAUUUUGAUUGUUCUUGAUACUAGCACAAGCUAGCCAUUUGCAGCAUUUUCAGCCUUUAAUUUGCACAUACUACAACAUGACUGCAGACUACCAGUAUCAUACUGUGCCAUUCUGGCUUAAUGACCAUUCUGUGUGAUUGAACUGAAAUCUGAAGUAUGGGUCAUAUUAAUGCAUAAUGUCUUUUUUAUUAUAAGUUUAAAAUAUAAUUGUAGUUUACAGUAAAUUUAUUAUAUACUGAAAUAUAAGGCUAAUUGGCUUUCUUAUGAUUUGGUAUUGCAUAUUUCUUUGUGUAGGGAAGUUUGUUCCGAAAUGCAUUGCAGUUGUUGAAUCUAAUCACUUCCCUUAAUUUUCUUCUUAAGCAUAUUGGGAUCAUGGAUAUUGCUUCAGUUUUAAUCGUGUAAAUAAUCACAGAUAUAUUUGUAUGUUGCCAUAGGAGCCACAUAAAGAUGUAAAAUAAUUAAAUGAGUGGACAAAUUUUGACAAUAUUGUCUGCAGUUUAAAUUCUGUAACUUUGCUUGAAUAAAAAAUGCUAUAACGUGAUGCAUCAUUAA
This is a messenger RNA of Anguilla rostrata (American eel), 7689 nucleotides long. Its product is annotated as kinase non-catalytic C-lobe domain-containing protein 1. Gene Ontology annotation, molecular function: guanyl-nucleotide exchange factor activity. NCBI's taxonomy places the organism in Eukaryota, Metazoa, Chordata, Actinopteri, Anguilliformes, Anguillidae. Gene Ontology annotation, cellular component: dendrite; neuronal cell body; guanyl-nucleotide exchange factor complex. Bases 818 to 6394 code for a protein of 1858 amino acids. Gene Ontology annotation, biological process: small GTPase-mediated signal transduction; regulation of dendrite morphogenesis. The transcript is spliced from 30 exons. The record is from RefSeq and is a predicted model, not a curated record.